CCGACGACGAGCAAGCAUACGAUGUCGGCGUCCGAGAUGGAAGAGACGCUCGCCAAGAUCAGGCCUCACACUGCGUCGUCGCUGCCACAUCAGAAGACCCCCGCGACGUUGCUCCGCGCGCUCGAGGCCACCCUCGAUGAGCAGCAUACCGAGCGAUCGCCGACCGCAUACUUUGCGUCGCUACUCUCCACGCUCGACGGUACGCUGCACAAGGACCAAGGCUCCGGACUCCAGAAUCAACUCGGGGAGGGAGACGUCCUCCCCGCCGAGCUUUACCUGCUCGCUCUCGUCGCCCCCUUCGUCCCCGCACCCGUUAUCCGCACUCAUCUGCAGACCCUUAACAACCUCAUUGUACCGUUAUGGCCUGCCCUGUACGCCCAUGCGCCUGCCCUGCGCUCGCAGCUGUCCCUCUUCGGAGCCGUACUCAAGGUGCUCGACCGCACCCAGCUUGAGCUUCCUGCAGUCCGACAGUCGUUCUCGAGCAUUCUGCAACUAUGUGUCGACGGGCGACCGAAGGUGCGCAGAAAGGCGGCAGAGAUAGUGAGGGACCUGUUGAACGCGCCGCCGCCGCCGAUGGCGAGGCACCCUUAUGCCGAUCGCGUUGCCGAGUGGUCAAAGAGCAUCCUCGAAGCUGCCAAUGCGAGCCCCUUAGCGAAAUCAAAAGGCAAGAAGGAGGAAGGCGAUAGCUCAGAGGUUGCGAUACAUCUCCUCGCUUUCCUCAAGCCUGUCCUCCCGAAAUUACCUCCUGCAGCACUCCCACCCAUCUCCGCCUCCCUCCUUACCCUCCCUCGCCUAGGAAACCCCUUCCUCUCGCAGUCUGCCUACACCAUUCUCACCGACCUCCUCAUCUCACCCUCGGAAGAAGACGAGGGCACCAUCGCCCCCCAGCUCCCCAACAUCCUCAAGGUUAUCCUCUCUUCUGCCCCGCAAAAAAAUGAUACCACCCUCGCCCCCGCAUGGCUGCUCGUUGUCGGUAAUGCCGCGCUAGCGUACCAUCGAGCGGAUGAGGAGGCAUCCACCGCCCAACUGGGCAAGGUUUGGAAGACGGUCUGGGGGUACCUGGAAUCGACCGACUCGAGCAUACGCAAGGCGGCUGCUGAGUCACUAGAACUCCUUGCGCAGUGCUUCUCUCCCGCUCUCGUACAGCGCGCCGUUGCCGAAGUCUCGUCGAAGGGAUCCACCUCAGAGGGCCAUAACCCUCUGAACAAGAUCAUCACCCAAGCCAGCGCCGCACUCGACUCGCUCGCCUUCGCCCGCUCAAUGCCGGAGGUGCUUUCGGCCAUUUCAUCUAUCAUCUCCAACCUGCAACUUCGGUCGUCGGGGUCGCAGGCCACGGCAGCGGAGGUCCUUACCUCCGGACUGAUCGAGAAAGUCGGCCACUUGAGAGUGCAGAAGUCUUUCGAGCACAAGGAGGCUGCGGACGGUGUCUUGAGCGUCGCUGUGCAAGUGCUCGGUCCCGAAGUGCUUCUCCGCAUCCUCCCGCUCAACCUCGAACCCACAGACCGGGCUGCGAAGCGCGAACCUCGCGCUUUCAUCCUCCCCCUCCUCCCGCACCCCCACCCAUCCCCUCUCACCCACUUCCUCGCCUACUUUGUCCCCCUCUCCGAACGCAUGUUCGAUUACCAGCAACAAGCAGAGGAGGGCGAGCGAGCGAGCGAAGCCAAGGUCUGGAGCGUGCUCGUCAGCCAGAUAUGGGCUGGACUUGUCGGAUACUGUUACGGCGGCGGCGAUAUCGGCAAGGCGCUCACCCCCGAGUUCUCCCAGCUCCUUUCCCAGCUUCUCUACGGCCAGGAAGAGCUUCGACCUGCGGUAUUGAAGGCGCUUAAGACUCUGGUUGAGUCCAACGCCGCGCUCGCAUCCGACGAUGAACAGAAGCUAUCUCGAUACCAGGCGGCCUUCGUAUCGACCUCCCGCGAGCAAGCGCAGGCUAACGUCGCUUUCCUCCGCGCGCAGGUGGAGAGCUGGCUCGCGGUGCUGUUCAACGUGUUCAGUGCCGUGGAUCGGGGUGCCCGCGGAAUAGUCGGCGAUGUGAUUACCGCGUGGCUCGGCAUCGCCGACGCGACCGAGAUCAACAAAGCUUACAACAAGAUCGUCGCGCUCUUCCAGCAGAACCUCGCCCAGGCCGGCGCUCCGUCGCAGCAAGGCGAGAACAGUGUCGCCGCGACAACACUCGACCUCCUCGCGCUCCUUACCCCGUUCCUUUCCCAGACCGACGCGGCAGCACUCUUCCAGAUGUGCCUGUCUCCGCAAGUACUCGCGUCCAAGGACGUUGGCGUACAGAAGCGCGGCUACAAGAUCCUUGCCAGGCUGGCCGAGAGCGGGAAGGUGCCGAUGAAUGCCGAAGCUGUCGUGAAGGAGCUGGAGGCCCGGGCAGACGCGCUCCAUGCGGCAGCGAAACGGGACCGAUUUGCGCUUCUCGCUGCUGUGAUUCCAGCCAUACCCUCUACAUCGCUCCACUUGCUGCCGUCGCUCAUACCGGAGGCCAUCCUGGGGACCAAAGAACCUGCGGAGAAGGCACGGAACGCCGCGUUCGACUUGCUUGUCAUCAUGGGGCAUAAGAUGAGUGAGGGUGGCGUCGUGAAACGCGGCAAUGUCGAUGGCAUGGAGGAGGAUGGCGUGGCGGAUGAGGCGCCUGCAAGCAUCGAGGAGUACAUGACCAUGAUUGCGGGUGGGCUGGCGGGUGCAACACCGCACAUGAUCAGUGCAACAGUCACCGCCAUUUCCCGAAUAGUCUUCGAAUUCAAAGACGCCAUCCCGGACAGCAUGCAUAUUGAGAUCUUCUCCACCCUCCUCGUCUUCCUAUCCUCCGCCAAUCGGGAGAUCGUCAAAUCUACCCUGGGCUACAUCAAACUCGCCAUUCACACCCUUCCCGCUGAGCUCCUCCGCCCACAGCUGCCGCAACUCGUGCCCGCGCUCCUCGGAUGGGUUCACGAUCACAAGAACCACUUCAAGCAGAAGGUUCGGCACAUCUUCGAGCGAAUGCUACGACGGUUCGGUUUUGAGGACGUAUACAGCUGCGCGGGCGAGGAUGAGGCGCGAAAGGUGCUGGUGAACAUCAAGAAGAGGAAGGACCGGGCGAAGCGAAAGCGGGUGGCGACCGCAGACGAUGAUGACGACGAUGCGCCCUCGCGCAAGGUAGCAACCGGUGAUGCGUUCGAGGAUGUCCUGUACGGUAGCGAGAGCGAGGCGGACGACAGCGACGACGGCGAGGACGCGCCUGCCCAAGGUCGAGAUCGUGCGGGGAAGAGAAAGGGCGCUCAAGCAGGUCCGCGCUUGCGAGUCGACGAGGACGAACCAAUGGAUUUGCUCUCAGGAGCGGCGACCAGAUUAACGAGUGGCAAGGCGGGUAACCGCAGGAAACCGGGCCAAGACGCCGCUCGAUACAAGACGGACCAUGAGACCGGCAAAAUGGUCAUCGACAACGAAGACUCUGAUUCGGACGCAGGCGCCGCUCCAGGACCAGCGAAGGAGGACGUCGUCGGCACGGCGUACCGGGAGAGUUUGACUUCUGUCGAUGGUUUCACUCGUGGGCCGAAUGGGCGCGUCAAAUUCAAUAAAGACACGAAGAAGCGGCGGCGGGAGGCCGAGGACGUGGAGAUGGCUGAUCCGGACGAGGUGAUGGAAGCGGCAACGGGAAAGAGGGCCAAGAAGAAGUCUGAGCCGAAGCUCGGGCAGGAAUUCAAGGCUAAGAGGGCGGGUGGAGACGUGAAGAAGAACGGCGUGGAUCCUUAUGCGUAUCUCACGCUCAAACAAGCUGCGAAGAGGAAGGGCGGGAAAAGUGGACGUAUUGGCAUUGCCAGUAAAAAGUAG
Messenger RNA from Punctularia strigosozonata HHB-11173 SS5, 3810 nucleotides. RefSeq names its product NUC173-domain-containing protein. The transcript has 6 exons. NCBI's taxonomy places the organism in Eukaryota, Fungi, Basidiomycota, Agaricomycetes, Corticiales, Punctulariaceae. The coding region runs from base 22 to 3810 and encodes 1262 amino acids. The record is from RefSeq and is a predicted model, not a curated record.